UUGGUGGAGAGAUCAAGACUUCACACCAGGAACUGCAGCUCCAGUCGGGUGUCAGCUCUCAACUGAGCGGCAGGCUCCACCUACUCCGCCCAAGUGGCUCCGCCCCCUCUGCUCAGAAGCCGCUGUAAGAGCAACCUUUUCAAGUGAGGGAGUGCUGAGUCCCUGAGUCACCACACUGCAUUCUGGGAUAGUCUGGAACCCUCUCCAUGGGCUGUACCACCUGCUGACAAACCAGGGGGGUCUGGAGGAGUUGUGUUGAAUGAGGUUUGUGCUGUGCGUGGACGGGCUUGCUUUUGCAGGGAAAUGAUUCCACAUGAAGUACGGCACACUCGGCCCCCCGUCGUCGCCGGCGGCAGCAGCAGGUGUGAUGUCGUGACACUCUCCCCUACCACACUGAGCUCACCUUUCAGACGCUAAAGACCCCUGGACCGAAGAGACCGCCCUACCCCUCCCCUCUAACCACCCCUCCAUAUCUUCAUCUCCAUCUUUAAUCCUUCCUCACCUGUUCCUUAGGGCCUGGAUUUUCUUUGUUAUCAAGAAAAGACCUGAUAAUCAACAGCUUUGGGUGAACUGGCUAGAGAGAAAGCGAGACAAGAUUAGGAAGGUUAAUUUAUAGCUAAUUAAAGUGAGACAAAGGACAGAACAUCAAACGUGAGGGAAAGAGCAAGGGAAGUGAAGUGGAAAGGCAGAGAGAGAGGGGGAACAAAAAAGAAAGGAAAAAGCUAGAGAAGUCCAAAAGUUGAGGAAAGAAAACGCAAGUACGGUUGAGGGACGUGAGGCGAAAUCAUGAAGUCCAACCAGGAACGCAGUAAUGAAUGUCUGCCCCCAAAGAAGAGGGAGAUCCCCUCAAGCACAUUACCAUCUGAAAAUCGUCCGCAUACCAUGCCACCUGCCAGCGACAGCCAGCGCACGGAGAACAUGGCCUGGCUUGCCAGUGUGGCUGGUGGGAAUGAGAGCAGUGUGCGUGGGCACCGUAGCUCCAGUCAGUCUGAUGGGCCCCAGUAUAAAUCCCUCUCCUCCACAUCAGACUCUUCAUCCUCCUCUUCCUCACUGAGGCUAGUCUCACCUCUUCCUACAGUUUAUACAUCCCCCUUGUCACAAUCCACAGUUGGAGGAACUGUCCAUUACACCCAACUGCCUCCCAAUCUGCAGUUUAUAGCCUCUCCCUACACUGCCCCAUACACAGGCUACAUCUCCCCUCAACUGCUCCCACCUCCUCCUCCACCUCCCCCCCUCUCCUCCUCCUCCUCUUUUGCUGCACAGAGACCCUCACACACAGAGACAGCCUCUGCUCCUUCGCAGACCUCCAAACAUGACCAGCAGCGAGUAUCCAGCGGGCGGACCUCCAUGCCUCCGCCCCCUACAGACCUCGCCCCUCACCAUGUUCAGAUGUCAACUUCCCCGCGGACUGUUCAGUCGCCUCAUCACCAAGGAGGCAUUCACCUUCCUCCCCAGUCACUGCACCCCCACCAUACUUUGGGGCAUGGGAUGUCCCAGGUCGUGGUGCAGUAUACUGACGGACACACCAGGAAAGAGGACGGUGGCUCCAGACCCAGAGAGCUCCACAAUGGAGAGCUGGAAAGGGGCCGGCGGUUUGGAGCAUCCCCUGAAUCCAGCCUCUCCAAGUCAGGGAGCAAAUCACGGGAUGCCACUUCUUCUUUAUCCGCCUAUGAGGCCCGCCAGCUGGUUCUGCCAUCAGACUACUCUACUCAUGAUCCCUCAGGGCUGAGAACCUCUGUCAUGCUAAUGCCCAACAGCCACGGGGACCACCAGCUGGCACCACCCAGAGCCAGCCCUGAGAAGCUGACAACCUCUGCCCCCUCACACCUGGAAAAGGGUGGCAUCAUCCUGGGCAAGCCUGUCAAUCGCACACCCUCUUCCUCCAACAACACCUCCUCGUUCACAUUUCCACCCCCAUUAAGUGUAGACAGUCUGAAAGCUGCUGUCAGCACACUGCCGCCCCAGACAGUUAUCCAGACCACCCACAGUGCUACAGAGUCACUGUCAAUGGGACUCCCCUCUACAAGUAUCUACCCCCAGCCUCCUAUCAUUGGUUACAUCGCAGGGGGCAGUGGAAGCCAGCAUACGCCAAUCAGCUACCACACCAGCCUACAACAACACUUACUCAUUCCAGGCGCCCAACCUGUCAUUAUCCCUGUCAGUGGAGGUGGAGUCACCGCAUUGGAACCUGUGACCUCCCACGUGACAUCAUCUACCCAAGCCGCACCUUUUCCUACCACACUCCCACACACGUACAUUGCUGCCACUGCUCCCAAAGGAGAAACGCUGGAACCCCACAGCGGCUCGUACCACCAGGCCGCUUCAGGUGCAGUGGUCCAAGCCCAGCUUCAUCUCCCCAUUGUUCCUGCACCGUCGGGCCUGGUUGCUCCUUCCGCUCCUCCUCCCCCAUCCAAUACGGCCAUGCCUCCCUCACUCCCCCCGUACUUCAUCAAGGGCUCCAUCAUCCAGCUGGCCGACGGGGAGCUGAAACGUGUGGAGGACCUGAAGACGGAGGACUUCAUCCAGAGUGCUGAGAUCAGCAGUGAGCUGAAGAUCGACUCGUCCACGGUGGAGCGCAUCGAAGGGAGCCACACCUCACCCAACUUUGCCGUGGUUCAGUUCUCUGUUGGUGAGCACCGUGCACAGGUGAGUGUGGAGGUCUUGGUGGAGUAUCCCUUCUUCGUCUUUGGCCAAGGCUGGUCUUCAUGCUGCCCGGACCGGACCACCCAGCUUCUGGAGCUGCCUUGCACCAAGCUUUCUGUGGGCGAUGUAUGUAUUUCACUCACCCUCAAGAACCUGAGGAAUGGAUCUCUGAAGAAGACUCAGCCUCUGGAGCUGGCCACCCCUGCCUCUGUCCCAGCCUCCAGCCACGGGCACCUCAAACCCCCAAGACCUGUCUCAGACGCUCCCCAAGGCUGCAGUGGAGGGGGCUCCAGGCACAGCGAGCGGGAAAAUGGCAUCAGCCAGCGGGGCAGCGGUGGAAGCGGGAAUGGGAGUGGAGGGGGAAACAAUGUGGAAAAUGGGGAUCUUAUGUUUGGGGACAGAGGGUCACUUUCUAAAGGUCAGGUUGCCAGCGGCGCAGAAGCUGGCUCCAGUAAGCCAUCAGGCGGUAGGAAGCGCAGGUGGUCUGCCCCUGAAGGUCGCAAAGUAGAAAAAUCAGAAGAGGAGCCACCUUUGACCCUGCCCAAACCUUCCUUCAUCCCUCACGAGGUGAAAGUCAGCAUCGAGGGAAGGUCGAAUAUUGGCAAGUGAAGGCAGGACUGUUAGUAAC
Seriola dumerili (greater amberjack) is the source of this 3271-nucleotide messenger RNA. RefSeq names its product ataxin 1 (gene atxn1a). Gene Ontology annotation, cellular component: nucleus. The record is from RefSeq and is a predicted model, not a curated record. The transcript has 5 exons. Bases 787 to 3252 code for a protein of 821 amino acids. Lineage: Eukaryota; Metazoa; Chordata; Actinopteri; Carangiformes; Carangidae. Gene Ontology annotation, molecular function: protein binding; RNA binding. Gene Ontology annotation, biological process: nervous system development; negative regulation of transcription by RNA polymerase II.